Molecule: messenger RNA, 336 nt
Organism: Lactuca saligna
Lineage: Eukaryota; Viridiplantae; Streptophyta; Magnoliopsida; Asterales; Asteraceae
Source: the annotation of a GenBank genome assembly
AUGGUUCCCAUCAAAAAUUAUGUUGCCCUCACCGUCUCUUAUAUCAAAUACCUAUUACACCUCCUUCAUCAAUUCAUUAGUUUUCUUUCCCAUCGGCUAUGGUUCUACUGUAUCGAUGCUUUCUCGAUGUUCCAGUUACUAACACUGGUGGUAGAAGAAGACGGUGGAUCGGCGGUACCAUACCAAGCGCCUAUACAGAAAUGGGAACCCGUUUCGAUGCAGCAACGACAUGGGAGUUCGAUUGUUGAAGUCUAUCGCAUUAUAGAAGAGACUGUUGACCAAUUUUUUGCUCUAAAGAUUCCUAUGAGAUCUGGAGAAAUGAACAGCUUGUUCUGA